UCAAAAUGGAUGGACGUGUGUCAGUGUUAGUUGAAUCGAGACUAUUUGUGACGUAAAUAAAUGCAGUGAAUAAUCUUAUUAGUAUUUAUAUUGUAAUUAACAAUAACAUUUACGAAUGUGCAAGUACUUAUAAGUGUGAAGUUUAAGCUUUGAGUAUUAUUUGCCCGUGUAACUACGCCGAAUUUGUCAGUCACAGUUAGUCUACUCAAAUCAAUGGGAUAUGAUAAAGAUAUGAACACAACAAACAAAAGAAGAAUAUAAUGUUAAGAACGAAAAGAAAAUUACACCAUAAGAAAUAUAAAAUACGGUAAAGGAUGAGUAAGUCGGCAUGAUGGUAAAAGACGGGAGCCGGGACACUAAGCGCGCCUAUCAGAACGCAUUAAAUUUGUCAAAUUUAGGAUUGGAGGACACGAAACUUUAUUGCUGUAGGUGCAGCCAGAAACGAAGGGCUUCACCCCUUACUUGCCUCUCAAUUUGUUUCCUUGUACUAACAUACAACCUUUUUGGCGGAUUCUUGUUUUUUUCGCUAGAAGGGAACACAGCAUCAGAAACAGCUGUUGCAGAAUCGAAGCCGAACUUAAGUCGAUCGAGUGGUGAACUUCGGCUCAAAACAGUGGAAAAACUGUGGUCAAUAACUGAAGAUCUGAACAUUUUAUACAAAGAAAAUUGGACCCAACUAGCUGCGAAGGAGUUAAUGGAUUUCCAAAAAGUACUUUUGAAGUCUUUGCGGAAUAAUGAGGAGGAAGGCCACAACAUGUCUUACGAGGAAAUGGAGUACAGAUGGAGUUUUGCUGGGAGCUUCUUAUACGCGCUGACGUUAAUAACGACGAUUGGUCACGGGAAUGUCGCCCCGAAGUCCACAAUUGGCAAAAUGACAGCUGUCCUAUACUCCUGCGUCGGCAUCCCACUCAUAAUGCUUUAUCUGUCCACAUUAGGCGAAGCCUUUGCAAGGAGUUUUAGAUCAUUUUACUCCAAAAUAUGUCCAAAACGCUUUCGGCGACAAGAUUUUCAUACAAAAGCCGAAUGUAUAGGAAAUUUUUCAUCGAAUAAAGAAAUAUCGAUUAAUCGUCAGACACGUACCCCAUUCCAGGCUGCUUUAAAUCUUGAAAAUUUGAAUGGAGGAUACCACUGGACAUGUCAGGACCACACUCGGGUGCCAAUUAUACUAAGUUUAUCAUUAAUGAUAUUGUAUAUAGUCUUAGGUACUUUUGUGUUCCACGCUACUGAGAAUUGGAAUUUACUGGACGGAUGCUAUUUUUCAUUCUCUAGUUUAGCCACAAUAGGAUUCGGAAAUUUAAAACCUGGUUUAUAUGCCAGCACAGUAUCAGCUAAGACUGAAGACAUUGCCAUAGGCGUGUGUUGUAUUUAUAUACUUGUGGGUAUAGUUUUUAUUGCCAUGUGUUUUAAUUUAAUUCAGGAAGACUUAGCGAUAGCCUUAAGAAAUUUGACAGCGUUAUGCGGUGGAAGUUCAAAGUCCCGCGCUAUACAUAGCAUUGAUCCUGCUGAUGCAAAGAUAACUAUGUCUGUUGCUUCCUGACCCAGAGAGACACCCGAGCCAUCAGUGAGCUUUCACGAAAAAAGAUCACAAGUUAGUUUCAAGCUAGAAAAUUAUAAUCCACCCAAGUUCAAUAGUUUACCUCGAAGGAAGUCGUCGAUGCAUGGAGAAGAAAGUUUUCAAAGAAACACGCCAGCUCGCCGAUCUGCCGGACCUACGGAUAGGUGUGUUGAAUAUUUUGUUCCAAGAAGUUUGAGUGAGUUUAACUUGAGCCAAACUAAUACUGUAUUCUAUGCGGAUACUGAAUUCGGUGAAAGGCCACGCAGGGACAGGCGUGAUAAAAUGGUUACGUUUGAAGAUGAUCGGUUUAACGAUGAGGUGACUGGACAAACAAUCUCUGACGAUGUAUUUAUGUAACUAAUUUAUAAAUGAUCUAUUGUAAUUAUUUGAUAAAAAUGUAAAAUA
Leptidea sinapis is the source of this 1960-nucleotide messenger RNA. Its product is annotated as TWiK family of potassium channels protein 18-like. NCBI's taxonomy places the organism in Eukaryota, Metazoa, Arthropoda, Insecta, Lepidoptera, Pieridae. Gene Ontology annotation, molecular function: potassium ion leak channel activity. The record is from RefSeq and is a predicted model, not a curated record. The coding region runs from base 329 to 1537 and encodes 402 amino acids. Gene Ontology annotation, biological process: stabilization of membrane potential; potassium ion transmembrane transport. The transcript has 4 exons. Gene Ontology annotation, cellular component: membrane.